UUCUGCCCGGAACUGUAGUUAUUGUCACCGUUGUAGGCAGCGCAGUUUAUGAUGAAGGACUGUGAAGUCAUGAGGACGUAAAUAAGUAGGCUAGAUAUGUAUUUAAACCUAUUAACCCGUAAAAACUGAGGAACUGGCCAUACUUUUUGGCUCCAGAUGGAGAUUUUAGGUAGCACGUUUGAUGACUCGGUCUUUUCGGAAGCCAGAGACCGAGUGUGCGAGUCUCUGUCCUCAUACAACGCCAAAGUGUGUGAACCAGAGUGGUUUUGUGAAAGCAGUGCCCUUGAUACCGAGGAUUCUUUGGAGAAGCAGAAAGUGUACAAGUUUAGAGGUGACUUGGCUUUAAGACAAGGGAACUAUCAGGGAGCCUUGGAGGCGUACAGCAGUUGCCUGCAGUGGAUCGCCGACAACAACCUGAGCAUCAGAAGAGACGUCCUGGAGGGAAUGGCUCGAUGCUGCACCAAACUGGGACUGAGACACAAGGCGCUGGACUUGGUUGAUAUACUGAGCAAAGAAGCAUCCAACACCUGUCACCUGACCAGCCUCCUGCUCCUUAAGGUCAGCAUCUACCAGCAUUUUGGGGCGGUAGGAUCCCAGAUGUCAUGUCUGCAGCAGCUGUGUAGUUUGCUGCCCUUUAACCCCUGGCAUUGGUUCAACCUGGGACAGACAUGUUUGCAGCUGCUGGCCAGUAACACACACACGGCAGCUGAGCCUAUGGUUGGAGAGACUAAGCAGCUGCAGGAAGAAACAGCAGAGCUCAGUGAGGACUGGCUCUGGCUCAAAGCUUCUGUCUGUUUUAUCAGGACAAGACUCCUGUUGGGAAUCCUUCGGCAGCAGCAGUCCUCCUUUGUGUUGCAGCGCACUGAAAAUGUCCUACAGAAGACAGAGGAGAUGUUGCAGCAACUAAAUCCUAAAGAAACAACACUGCAGGCGCUAACUGAGGUGAUGUCAGAGGACCUGAUCCCAGAGAAGAUGAGGGAGGACUACCAGGACGGGGAGAGUCUGGCCAGUGUGUGUUUGCAGAGCUUCAGAGAGCGCUGGUGGAACAAGAUCUUACUAACAGGCCUAUUACAGACUGAUCGGGUAGAGAGUCCUUAGGACAGGAUGUGACUGAAGACCUGAAAGAUUUCAAACAAAUAUCAGCUUAAAGUGUUUCAAAUCUUAAAGGUGUGUAUGAAUGUAGAUAUACACACAUACACACAUAUAAAAGCAACAUUCAGA
Molecule: messenger RNA, 1221 nt
Organism: Melanotaenia boesemani (Boeseman's rainbowfish)
Lineage: Eukaryota; Metazoa; Chordata; Actinopteri; Atheriniformes; Melanotaeniidae
Gene: c6h8orf76
Exons: 8
Coding region: 157-1098 (313 amino acids)
Molecular function (GO): protein binding
Source: RefSeq, a predicted model, not a curated record